This is a messenger RNA of Linum trigynum, 2609 nucleotides long. The record is from the annotation of a GenBank genome assembly. NCBI's taxonomy places the organism in Eukaryota, Viridiplantae, Streptophyta, Magnoliopsida, Malpighiales, Linaceae.
UACUAAUCACUCUCUCUCUCCUUCUCCUAUUGGCUGAAAGGGGUUUAAGAUUUUUCUUAAAAAAUGGCCUUAAGGACCUGAUCCAACCCGUCCCGAAUCAAAACCGAAUAAUAUUACGCAUCGUUGUUAGAUUUAGUCCACACUACUACUUGUAGCUGUAUUAAACUUGUACUUUUCGGUCGAUCUUAAUUAGGAUUAGGUCGACCUAAUAUGUUGUUUCAGUGUAAAAACAAUUUCAUGGUGCCUACUUUGGAGAUUCGUAUCUUACAAUUGACUCGAUGAAAAUUGAAGAUUAAUGGCUUAUUUUGAAGAUGGAGUGUCACGCUACACAUUGAAGUGAUUGGGAGCUCGAUAGGAAGUCCAGAAGACCAUUUUAGAACAAUGAUCAAAAAGUUAAGCCAAAACUGGGAAACUGCUUGAAAAUUGCCAAGUCCGAGAAAGUGUUUGUGAAGUCUACUUUGGAGCUCAAUUCGAGAAGCAUGAAUGAGAUUCGAGUCCAGGGGCCUCUACCACAUAAAAGUAGGUAUGUUUGUCUACAAAGUCAAGACAUUUGAUGAAAUAUUGGAUAUAUCUGGAAGGCUUCAAAUAAAAAGUUCGAAGUUGCUACGAAGUAAGCUGUCUUCUAGCACAAGGCUGAAACAACAGGUUAUGACGACUUAAUCCUAUGUUAAAUCAACCUAAUUCUAUAUUAGAUCGGCCUAAAAGUACAAAUUACAGUGACAUGUCACCGUAGCAAAGUCCUACAUGGAAACCUUUUCACUCGCCUCUCUCCUUCUCUAGCCCUCUUUCGCCGCUCUCACCGUCCGAUUCAGAAUCGGAGAGAAACCCUCAAUUAGUGUUCUUUAAUUUGGAAGAAAGUUAGGAAGAAAAGGGGGGGAAAAGGUAUGGCAGGGGAUGAUAGCAGGGUCAGCGAUCUCCCCGACUGCAUUCUGCAUCACAUUCUCUCCUUCCUCGACACCAAAUCCUCCGUUCGAACCAGCAUUCUGUCCAAGAGGUGGACCAACCUGUGGAAAGGCGUCAAUGUCCUCCAUCUCCAGGCGAGCUCUUUCCCUUGUAAGUCGAGUCUGCAAAACCUCUUGUCCUCUCUUCGCUCCCACCAUACCGUUGUUGGAAACAUUAGCUUCCACUUUGGUGAGCGCCGGCGUGUGAAUGGGUCGACAUUAGACGAUAAACUGUUUGAUAUGGUCAUGGGAUUCGCUGAUCACCGUCUUGAGGUUUUGUCCCUCAACUCUACCGGCGUUGGCUGCUCGGUAGCCAAGUCCAUCGUCCGCCAUCAUCAUCGUCAGUCUCUCACCACUCUCAAGCUGGAGGUGGCUGCAAUCACCCCGCCCAAUUCACUGAUUGAUCUCGGAUUCACUAUGUUGACGACCCUGGAACUGCGCCGCUGCACGUUCAUUGCGUCGACGACGAGUAAAGAGGUGGUGAUGAUUUGUGAUCCUUUUGCCAAUCUCCCUAGUUUGAACAACUUGAAGCUGCUGGGUUGCUCCUCGCGGGUUCCCUUCAGAGUGUCCGGGGACAGGUUGUUGAAGCUCGAAAUUAGAAGCGACGAUCCUGCCUAUGAUUUCAAACUCGGAAUUGGGGGAGUGUCCGCUCCAAAGCUCGAGUCUUUUUACAUUUCGGGUCACGCAUAUGAUAUUCGCAACCUCGAUGUGGUGCACGUUCCUUCUCUUGCUCAAGCUAGUGUCCACCUUGAAUGGCCAAACCUGCCGUUUGGCUUUUUUGCGCGCAACAAGGAGAACAUGAAGAAAAUAGAGACGGCGAAUUGCGCAUUCACAAAGUUGUUGCGUGGCCUGCAUAAUGCAAAAUCACUCAUCCUAUGCUUUGAUACUCUUGGGCAGCAGAGCCAACAGAACUUUCUUCUGGCCAGAAUGAAGCCAUUGAUCGAGCAUGAACUCUCUUGUUUUACCAGACUGAAGACUUUGAAGAUUCGAUACCCAUGGGAGUCGCCACCAAGCAUGUGUGAUUGUUUGAAGGCUCUCUCCAUAAGUUGAAGAAAACUCUACUCUUGGUUUUGAGAGGAAACAAUUAUAGUGUUUGUGGCAUUUUGUCUAUUAUCUUCCUUUUGGUUUUAGUUCUUUAUGAGACUCUGAUGUAUGUUUGCUCCCAAGUAGAACUGGCAUAUGGGUUCUUAAGUUAAUUUCGUAGCAUUGGCAGUUUGCUCCCUCCAGUGUCUCUUCUUCAUUUGAUCUGCACUCAACCUCUGACUUUGCUGAAUCUUACCUUUUGCUUCUCCUGCUCUUUCAGCUGCUCCGUGAGCUGGUCAAUGAUCGAUUGGAGCUCUUUGAUUGAGCGAAACUUAGUUGAGCCAACUGUUCUCUUCCAUAAUUUAACAUUUGCAGCAAAGGAUGGAUACGGUCAUUUACUGUAAUGAUGGCCAUCACGCAAACCUGAGAUUGUAGCUUCUCUCCUGCAGAGAGCUGCUGUGUGACAUCAUCAGUGGUUCUCCUGCAAGACCGAAAGCUCUUCCACGAUUCCAUCUUUCUCAUGACAAUGCUGCAGAAAGGUUUCAAUGCAAAUCGCUCGGUUUGGACUCCUAUGAAGCCAACUAAGGCCCAUUCCCUUUCAUUACUAAGGCCCAGUAAGAUUGUUAUUAAAGAGGGUCACAAGAG